Penaeus indicus is the source of this 993-nucleotide messenger RNA. RefSeq names its product glucoside xylosyltransferase 1-like. Lineage: Eukaryota; Metazoa; Arthropoda; Malacostraca; Decapoda; Penaeidae. Gene Ontology annotation, biological process: protein O-linked glycosylation via N-acetylgalactosamine. Gene Ontology annotation, molecular function: UDP-xylosyltransferase activity. The annotation marks the transcript as partial. The transcript has 2 exons. The record is from RefSeq and is a predicted model, not a curated record.
AUGUGUGAGUCCUUAGAUGCAGCACUGGAAGAGGGUGAAAACAUGACGGACAUAAUCAGUAAAGCCGAUAACAGCAGCGAUGCAGCAUUCAAGCUUCGAGGAUCAUGGAUAAGACAGCGAGACCAAGUGGCAACUCUACUGAAGACUCUCCUGUUAUUUAGCAAGUCCCCCGUGUGGCGCAUAGUUGUGCUCACGGAUAACCACUCCACUUUUGACAAGAUUCUCAAAAUAACUGAUGGUUUUCCCAGUCGAGAACGAGGCCGUUUGAUUUUGGAACGUCGAGAUCAGUGGUACCCCCCUGCGCAUCCGGAAUUGCGUGACGACUGGCGACCCUGUGCUUGGGCAAAGCAGUUCCUGGCCGAGGCGCUUCCCGACGAAGAUGCUGUUGUGUAUGUGGAUACAGAUGUUGUGUUCCUUGGGCCCGCGGAGACGAUAUGGAGCGUUUUCAGGUCACUAGAACCGCAAGAGUUAAUUGCUUUGUCCGUGGAGCCGCAAUACCUGUUCGACAAACCGAAACGCUACCACGCUGGUAGUAUCGGCCUCAAUACCGGCGUGAUGAUAACUAAUCUCACGCGCCAAAGACAACUUCCCGGAGGAAGUCUAGGCUCAGCAAUGAUUCAAGCGGGACUUCUCAACACACGCUACCUGUACCGGCAUGACCAGGAUGCCCUCAACCACUACCUGAAGAAGAAACCUCACUUGUUCCUGGAAGUAUCGCCUCGCUGGAACUUUAUCCUCGGUGCCUGUAACCGUGAGGCUCCGUACUGCGUCGACUGUGUGACUUACGGAAUCGUGGUUCUCCAUGGAGCCGAUGCUACUUUCUACAGGCCUAUCGACAGGAAAUUUCUGGCGAUAUACGACAGUCUCCUCCACAUGUCCCUGGAUCAGGACCCGCGUCGUCUCUUGGCCAAAAUCAAGAGGAAGCUCGAAGCACUGGACUACCUGCACGUGAAAGACUUCAUUUGCCAUGACUAUGCUUUAUUCAACCAUGCU